Dreissena polymorpha is the source of this 1053-nucleotide messenger RNA. RefSeq lists its product as uncharacterized. Lineage: Eukaryota; Metazoa; Mollusca; Bivalvia; Myida; Dreissenidae. Bases 428 to 739 code for a protein of 103 amino acids. The record is from RefSeq and is a predicted model, not a curated record. The transcript has 2 exons.
CGUUCGUUGAUACAAAAAUAAACAGUGGCAAACUCGAAGUGGUCUAAACAGUGUAUUUACGAAGGCACCCAGUUUGAAUAUCAUACAGUACAAUCUUCUAAUGCCAUAGGAUAUAACCUAUUACUAAUGACGCAAAAACUAUGCACUCCGUACAAAUCAGUUUGGAUAUAGAUUUUCGCACUUUCAUUUAAUUAUCUCAAGCCAUGUGUGAUGUACCGGCCUUUUGUUCAAAAGUUGUUAAUGAUGAGAAGUUGUGUCAAGAACGGUUCCUUUCAUUAUUGUUUGAAAAAGUGCGGCUCGUGUGAAAUUGUCUGCAGUUAUGUUGAAAUUAAAUAUGCUCAGUUAUCUGCAAUUUGUAUAUAAACACCCGUCGCACUUGCACUUGUUAUACAACCAAAAUCACGUUCACUACCUUGCAUAGUACAUCAUGGCUUCCUCUCGAAGAAUAGCUAUAUUUGGUGACAGUUAUGUUAAACGACUUGGACGUCAUUGUAAUUAUGAUUUAAAGAUGCCUGGAGAAUUGCGAUUUUUCGCUAAGGGGGGAAUGACGGCAGCACGUCCUGACGUCGAGUUGCUACAGGAACUAAAGACAUUCCAGCCGCACGUUGUCGUGGUGGUUCUGGGUGGAAACGACAUAUGCACUAGUUCGUCGCCUGCGGACAUUGUGUCGUCUCUACUAAGGCUACAGACGCAGCUCCACGAAGCAGGAACCACGCGUGCAUUUCUGCAACAUUUGUGAGCGGGGUUAUUUUCCGAAGGACCGUGCAAUGACAAAGAAAUGUUUUAAUGCACAGAGAAACAAAACCAAUGACUGUCUAAACAAAAACGCGUGUGUAAUAGAACUGAAAAAGAUUAGAUUUCCAGCAGAUUACCACACCGAUAUGGUGCACAUGAAUGAAGUUGGCAAUACUAAACUCUUUAGGCACAUCAGAGGCGUUUUAUUUGGACUUUAAAUAGUUCACUGUAUUGUCAUUUUUGUUUGUUUUGUAUUUUGGUAUUACGUAUGAUUAUUGCUUGUUUUGAUUUUGAAAUAAACGCUUUCUGGCAAAUAAG